Messenger RNA from Psylliodes chrysocephalus, 993 nucleotides. The record is from the annotation of a GenBank genome assembly. NCBI's taxonomy places the organism in Eukaryota, Metazoa, Arthropoda, Insecta, Coleoptera, Chrysomelidae.
AUGUUUCUGACGAUUGUGUAUUCUAUAAUUGUCUUUAUUUUUGUAAUUUGUAUUUCUUUACGAAUAUACUCUAGAUAUAUUCUUUUUCGGUGCAAGAGCAAUAUUUGCCUUGAAGGUAAAACUGCUAUUGUUACAGGUGGAAGUUUAGGUAUUGGUUACCAUAUUGUUUGCAACCUAGCAUCAAGAGGCUGUAAAAUAAUAGUAGCUGACAAAGUUAUUACCGAUGAUGUAAAAGACGCCAUUUACAAAGAAACUAACAGCAAGAAAAUUACAUACGAGUAUGUCGACCUUGCAUCAUUCAAAUCGGUCCGAGAAUUCGCAGAAAGAAUCAAUUCAACAGAAGAAAAACUGGAUAUUUUAAUACACAAUGCUGGCAUUGGAAAAAGUUUUGGGACUUUAUCAGAAGAUGGAUUGAACGUACCUAUGCAAAUCAAUUAUUAUAGUGCUUUUUUGAUGACCCACCUACUUAUAGAUAUAAUGAAAAAAUCUCCAGCAGCUAGACUAAUCUUCGCUGGUUCUGCUUUUUCUUUCUUCAAUACAAUUUCGAUAAACAAAAAUAAUCCAGACGAUAUUAAUUUAGGCACAAUGCAACUGGACUAUCAUACUUCCAAAUUCUGCGUAAUAGCGGCAUCUGAUAUAUUCAGUGCAAAACUGAAAGAAUACAAUAUUAUGUCAAAUUCCUAUCAUCCUGGAGUAGUAAGGACGAGAAUGAUAAAUCAAUUUAAAGGAGAAGGAAUGACAUUGUUUGAAGCUUUUAUAGGACGUUUUUUGAGUUUUAUAUCUUUUUUGAUAGGGAAAAGUCCUGAGGAAGGCGCUCAAAUAGCAUUACAUUUAGCCUGCUCCAGGGAAAUGGAAGGGGUAACAGGAAACUUUUUUGGGGAAGGAAAUUCUCGCUUCAAACCGAUACAAGCUUACAACAAGAAACUUUGCCAGCUUUUGUGGAGUCACUCGGAAAAAAUUGUUAAAUUAACGCCAGAAGAAAUUUUAUCGUAG